Messenger RNA from Marchantia polymorpha subsp. ruderalis, 7572 nucleotides. The record is from the annotation of a GenBank genome assembly. NCBI's taxonomy places the organism in Eukaryota, Viridiplantae, Streptophyta, Marchantiopsida, Marchantiales, Marchantiaceae.
AGAUUUGACUGCAGUGGAACGGGGAAAUCAGACGGAGGAAAUUUGAAUAGGGGAAGGGAGCGGACUGUGCAGAUUGGGACUUCGAAGCACAGAAGCGCAGAACCUCGACGGAGGUCAGCGUCGGAAGGAAGGAAGAGGAGCAGCAGAGCAGAGUACAGACAGCCCUCGACAGAGCGCUGAGGAAUUCGACGGCACUGCGAGGGCAGAAGUGCGGAGCGAAAGAGUGUUGGUGCUCAUUUGGGCGACAGCUUCACGGAUCCAUGUGCGAGAAAGUACUUGGAUUGCCCGGGGCCAGAGAUGGAAGCCGAAGUGGAGGGCAGAGUGAAACCUUUGCCUUACAAGGUGCGCAGCGUGUCACGGGAAUCGGCUGCGCAGAAGGCUGCACAUGUUUUAGACCCCGAUCUGCGCACUCAUUGGUCCACCUCCACCAAUACCAAAGAAUGGCUCGUUUUGGAGCUUGAGGAGUCAUGCCUUCUGUCACACAUCCGAAUUCAUAACAAGUCCGUGUUAGAAUGGGAGAUAUCCAUUGGGCUGCGCUUCAAGCCCGACACAUACUUGAAGGUCAGGCCAAGAUGUGAGGCGCCUAGACGUGCUGAAACUUACCACAUAGGUUUACAACCAUGCUGCUUUGUACGAAUCGCUUGUCUCCGGGGAAAUCCGAUUGCCAUUUUUCACAUCCAGUUGAUGGGCAUCCCUGUUCCUGGAUUGGAACCGGAGCUUCAACCGGUCGUUGAUCAGGUCUUGCCACACAUCAUCGCACAUAUCCGAGAUCCUCAUGACAUCUAUCUCCAGCUACUACAGGAUAUCUCAAGCCGACUCGCCGCUUUUCUGCCUCAUCUUGAGGGGGAGCUGGCUGUUAGCAAUGAAGCGAUGGAAACUUCUAUUCGUUUCUUUGCGAUGCUUGUUGGUCCAUUUUACCCUAUUUUGACAGUUCUUGGAGGAAGAGAGAAUGAUAAGUCAGGUAGCAGUGGUAUGGAAGCAGAUACUGCAAAAAGCAAUCAAGCCACGGUGUUCACUGUGUCUUCUAACUUUCAGGCUCCACCUAAAAGGGUGCGUAGUCCUGGACUUUCACAACAACCGGCCGGGCACGCGUUGGCGUUGCGUCCAGAUGCUGUUUUACUCCUUCUAAGAGUUGCUUACAAGGACACCUGCUUGGGGAACGUUUGUCGAAAGGUCGCCAGAAUUCUUCGUAGGCUGAGUGGAUCUGCUCCCUCAGGAGACAACUCACUGUCUGUGGGUGAGUCUGCAGUCGCUUCGAGUGGUUCGACCGUCACAGGAUUCGAUGAUGGUUCUGGCAAUUCCGAAGCAACUGCCAUGGCCUCUUUCCUGUUCGACUAUUCCUCCAUCUUUGGAGAAGAAUUUAGACCGUAUGACGAUGAUGGAUUGGAGAUCAACCAUCUUGGGAUUCUCGACGUAGCUGCUGUGGAAGAAGGAUUCCUCCAUGUUCUCUAUGCGUGUGCUUCACAGCCCGUGAUGUGUAGAAGGCUGGCUGACUCAAAGUCGGAUCUGAUUCCUGUACUUCCGUUCAUACAAGCCAUGCUUCCAGCUCUGCGUCCACUCCCAAGUUUAGCGGCAGAUGCGGACCAGGUCGAUGAGACCUUUUGGCAGUGGCAGGCUCCUACAGUACAACGAGCUGUCACGCAGGUUGUGGCGCUUUCAUCUUCGCCGUCUUAUCGACCACUCAUUGACGCUUGCGCAGGCUACCUUUCUUCCUAUUCACCUGCCCAUGAGAAGGCAGCAUGUGUUUUAAUAGACCUUUGUGCUGGCCCGCUUGCACCAUGGCUUUCCAUGGUUGUCGCGAAGGUCGAUCUUGCCAUUGAGCUCUUGGAGGAUCUGCUCGGUAUUAUCCAGGCAGGUCAACAAGAUACUUCGUAUGCACGUGCAGCUCUGGUGUACUUGAUGUUGGGUCUUUCUGGAAACGUAGAUGACGUUCUAUCUCAGUAUAAGGAUGUGAAACAUCAUGUACUCUUCCUUGUAGAGAUGUUGGAGCCUUUUUUGAUUCCAGCAAUAAGUCCUAUGAAGAGCACCAUUGCUUUUGGAGAUGUCUCUGCUGUUUUGCUUGAAAAACAAGAACAAACCUGUGCUUUGGCACUAGACCUUCUCCACACUGCAAUCAAGAAGCCUGCAGUUCUUCCUGCCAUGGAAGCUGAAUGGAGAAGAGGACACGUGACGCCCAGUGUAUUGCUGUCAAUACUGGCACCCCAUAUACCCUUGCCACCGGGAAUAGACCUUCGAAGAAGUUCAGGAGAGAGAAGUUCAUUUCAUGCUUCGGAGCCCGUUCAAGAAUCGAAUGGAACCGUUGGCACUGAAACUGUGACCAAGUUCGGUACUACUGAAGAUGAAGGUACCAGCAAGGGAGAGGUCUCUGCUGAUGGAAUCACUAAAAGCGAUCUUACGGAGGAUCCUAGUCUUCUCUUUGCACCUGUGGAGUUAAGGAGCGUAACUUUGCCAAGCGUAGCGAGUCGUUUUGAAGGCACCUCCCCCGACUCACAGAAAGUUAUGAACUUCAGUUCAAAAGUGGAUGCGAAAUUAGUUGAUUUGAAAGGAUCAAGCGUCGAAAGCAAGCUUGUCUUGGACCCAGUAAAUGCUGAAGACUACUUCAAUCUUCAAGCAGAGUAUUUGCAGCUUGUGAAAUCACAAGAACGGGAACUGAGGGCCAUGGAAUUUGUCCGUUUUGCUAUGGAGCUGCAUUCUCGAAGAGAUGCAAGUAAAGAAAGCCAUCAGGCCGCAAUUGAUGCUCUUCUUCUUGCUGCUGAGUGCCAUCUGAAUCCCUUCUUCAUGGUUCCCUCUACAGUUUAUCAGCAGCAAGUCGUUCGAUUUCGGAAGUUGAAUGACUUGGUUCAUUUGACGGACAGUAAUAAUACUGAUAGAAGGAUACAGGAUAAGGACAGAACCGGGCUUGAAGUAGUCCUUUGGCUCGAGGAAGAACGCGAUAAAGCCGUUCUUCGAAUUCUCUUGGAAGCUGCUGAGUGGGAUAGCAGUGUGGAGAAUUUGUUCACGGAAGGUUCUACUGAUUCCGAUUAUAAUUCUGAGACUUCUUGUGGUGUUCAUAUCUACAAAGAAGAUGCUCAAGCUGAGGAUGCCAUUACUCUUGUUCGUGAACAUCAGGGGUUGCUUUGUGCUUUCUUGAUUCACCAGUUGAGAAGAGAGAGGCACAAUAUGUAUGAAGUGCUGCUGCAAGGGCUUCUCAUAAUUCUAGACUCAGCCACAAGGCUAUCUUCCCCUCCCGAAGAGAUUAUUGAAGUCAUACUCCAGUGUGCGGAACGUCUUAAUAAUUCACUGAUUUUAUAUUACAGUCAAGUCCGGGAUGGAACUGUUGCCCCAGAGGCAGCAGUUGCCUACGGAAUUCGAAGACAGUGGGCAUUGUUGCGAAGAUUGGUGCUUGUCGCAAGCGGUGGAAGAUCUAAUGAGUACGAUGAUGAACUUGCUGCCCCGAGAGGUUGUGUGUUACAAACAGCCCUGAUUCCAGCUUGGGCAUGGAUGUCCAAAAUCCCAGAUUUUUCGUCUUCAGCGUUUCCACUUGUGCGAUAUGUAGGUUGGAUGGCUCUUUCUAGGUAUGCAAAGUUCUACAAAGAGACUGGCCUUCCCCUUGUUUCUGAUAUGCAGCAGUUAACGAGUUUGCUUCUAGUAUAUUCUGAUGAGCUUUCUUCAGUAAGUGGUUGGAAGCUUAGAAAGACAAAAGAGGAGGAUGUGAUGAUAGAAGCUGCCUACAGAGUUGCAACAAGUGAUGGCCAAAAUCUUGAUCGUGGAUCAAAUAGUGAUCCAUCUGAUCAAAUUGACCCCGGCGGUCUAGUGAAAGCCCUUUAUCCUGAACUGGAUCUGGUGUUUCCGCAGUUGAGGACCCAGUUCAGUCAAUUUGCUAAUGCAAUGCUAGAAUCGGUCUGUCAGCUGCUCAAGGCUGUUCCUUCAUCCAGCAUACCAGACUUGCUCAGCUGGUUUUCAGAAGUUUGUUCAGAGCCCUUUCCGCCAUCUGUUAAAGGAUAUGGCCUCGCAAACGUGAAAUACGUCAUUGUUUACCUGCUUGAGGUUAUAGUAGUUGAGCACAUGGAGGCCAUAGUACCUGAGCUGCCAAGGAUGUUGGAGGUUUUGUUAUCUCUAUGCUCUAGUUCAUACAGUGAUGUGCCUCUGCUGGAGUCUGUGCUUGCUGUGUUGAAACCUAUCAUAUCGCAUGCGACAUCAACGGUGGCAACCGUAGAGGAUUAUUCACCGUCGCUCGGACCCGGAGCAACCUUCGAAUCAUUGUGUUUCGAUGCCAUGACGGAACGGCUGAAGGCUGUUACCGAUGGCAAGGAAUCGGAAUCCAGAUCUACUAGUGCACUUUUACUCUUUUUGGCCGGUUCGCUUCUCUCUGAUUUGUCCGUAGGGAGGCGCAUUGAGCUCAUUAAUUCUUUUACAGGAUGGGUGAACUUUACUGCAACAAACUCCACUACGGUUUAUCACAAUUAUCUUCGAGCAUUUCAAAAGAUUCUGGAGGAGUGUUGCUUGCUGUUGCAAAAUUUAGUUGGAGAAGCAAAUUUCGUUCUUUCAGACGAAAAACCACCUGCUCGGAAAACUGCCACCCAAGCCCUUUUUGCCCUCACGGCUCCUGCUUUUUCCACUCCGACAUCGACGCAACUUGGAACACCUGUAUGUUUGGAGUCUGGAGCUGACAAUGAAGAUGUGGAAGCGGAGAAUGGCAUACCGGAGGAUGAAGGAGCUGUCAGUUUGUUAGACAACCAAGAUGACCCAGCAGUACUAGGUGAAGUUGACAAUGAAACAACCCCGGAAGAUGGACAAGGUUCCGUUGACGAUGGUCUCACCAGCCAAGACUUGGAUAUGAAAUCCAAUUUGUAUGGAUCAAGUGCUGAAAUUCAAGAGUUUAAACAGAAGUGUACUGAUCUGGCCCUUGCUCUUGGAGCUGCUCUCGAAGUGUGCUGGAGGAUACAUCCCAUCUUGUGUCGUAAAGUCGCUGAGCUGGCAGCUAAAUGUAUUUACUUCUCUAGCUUCGAGGAGACCCACGGGCAAUCCUGUCGUGAUGGUGUUACUGCCGAGAAAGAUGAUUAUCUGCUUACUACUACUUUAGGAGCUGUAAGUGAUCCCCUUGAAGUUUUAGCUCAAAAAGCGAAAUAUUUUCAGGAGGCCCACUGCUGGCAGGUGGCGACUGUCACCAUGGAUUUCCUUCUAUCUCUCCCCACCGCUUCGUCUGCGGCCGGGGCCUUGAAGGGGAUAUGUGCUGCACUUCAGUAUCAGUGCACUCAUGCCCCGAGGGUUGCAUGGAGACUACAGACCAGCAAGUGGCUGGUGAAAGCACUUCCACUGGCGGAAAAGGAGUCUUUGAGCUCGGCAUCCAUCCCUCUGAUUGAGCUCCUCUGUGUUAUGCUCGAGCAUUCUGAGCCGGAGCAACGGCUGGGAGCCUUGCAACAGCUAGGGAAGCUCAUAAAAACUGAUCUAGAUUACAUCAGCAGCCGAGAUAUGAUUGCGGAUGAUUUUCUGAACCGACAAUCACAAGAGAGCGUCACACAGAAGAGCUUCGCGCAUGUACUAGUGGCAUCAACAUGGGAGAGAGUAACAUCUACGGCCGCGUGUGAUCCAUCGCUUGGCUUACGGAAAGAAGCUUUAGAGCUUCUGCUGAAGUUCGUAACUUUAGCCGAGCCGACGCAGUUGCAGUCAUUCUUGCGAUCGAGUGAUGCAGUUCUUCCAGCUUUGACUAGCUCAGCGGCUAGCAUGAACUCUGGCCCCCUUACACGGCUUGGGUUGAUGGUUCUAAGCAGGAGUUGUCUCUACUCCUCUCCCUCAGACAUCAGCACCAUACCUGCAAAAGUUUGGAACAGCAUCGAGCUCAUGGCUAAUGCGAAAGCGGGAGGCGUGUUUGCAGAAGCUGAGCGCUCCAUCUGUCAGGCUCUGUUGCAAUUACGUGAACACGGAGAGGCUGAAAAGCAGGCCUUGCGAGAUGUCUUGUCAGGCAAGGUGGAGAAGCAAAGCUCUCCAUCUAACUUUGCACCGGUCCGCGAAGCUGUCUUAGAGGUACUUGCACGACUUAGUGCCGUUUGGUCAAAAGAAGAUUCUAUUGCAGCAGCAUCUGAAGAACUUGCCAAGGAAGUAAAAGAAGCAGAAAUUGAGUUGGAACUUUUGAGUCAGGAAAAGUCUCCGCUUAAAACGGAUGGUUCUGAAAACUUACGGGAACGAGGGUCCUUAGGGACUUCCGGGUCCAUUUCAGGAAUUCUCCAAGGAGAUCCAAAAGAGCGGCUGAAGCAACUAAAGACUCAAAUCAUGGCGGAGGAGCACGCCAAAACAUACGCAGCAAUAGCUGCUCGUCGAGAGAAGCAAAGAAUCGCUCGUCGUGAUCGACAGCUGGCUCUGGAAAAAGCAGCAAUUCGAGAAAUCGAGCUUCUACAAGAAUUCGAUAGAGAGAGAGCCGCAGAAGCAGAACGUGACAUAGAAAGACAAAGGACCCUUGAAAAAGAGCGAGCGAAAACAAGGGAAAUGCGUCACAACUUGGAGUUGGAAGCUGAAAGACGGUCUCAGAGAGAGUUUCAGAGAGAGAUGGAGCAAAGAGAGUCAGGUGCCAUGCGAUCGUCUCGGAGAGAGUUCGCUAGCGCUACUACACCAAGCAGCCGGCCGAGGGAGAGGUAUCGAGAAAGAGAACGAGAGAGUGGACGCACAGGUCAGGAUGGAGGCACUACACCCCGGCCCAGUGCAGCCGGAGGCGGUGCUAUGCGGGAGAGUGGCACGACGCCUCCUGCCACGCCAACAGCUGCUGCAAGUACACCAACUGCGGGGGGUGGAAAUAGUAGAUCAUCCUACAACUCUGGAGGAUUUGCGCAAGGUGGUCGUGAUCGUGAUGAUAGGGGAGGAUAUGAGGAGUCAACGGUAGAAGGCAAUGGCUCUAGAGGAGAGAUGGGUGGAGACGGAAAUAAUAAUUUUGGAGAUGUCGAAGGAGGUGGAUCCGGUCUAGAAGCUGGAUCAGCCGGAAAUUUAGCCAGUGGACAUAGGCAAAGUGGACCUAGAACCACUCGACCUACUAGACAAAUAGUGGAGCGACGGGAGAGAGAUGGUAGAAGAGAAGGAAAGUGGGAGAGAAAGCAAACGUGAGUCAAUCCUUCUAAAUUUUAGUUGCUGGAUCAAACCCAUGGAUUGGAUCAGUCCUUCUUAACUAUUGUACAACUCUUUUGUUCGCCUUUGACAACAUCCUAAGCAUCUCCUACCCUGAGCAUGGACUGAGUCUAUUGUGUAGCAAUCUUUCGCCUCUUUCAAAAGACUUCUCGGGUAAUGUCGUCAGGAACAUCAAAUUAUUUAUUCCUUACUUAGUCGAUAAGUAUUAGUCAUAAUUUUUGUGUAUCAGGAGCGAGAUUUGAGAAUUCGACGUGAGUUGAAAGUGUGCAUCUAUCUAUUGGCAAGCAUUUCAUAGUGAGUCCACCUCCAGAACGCAACGUGAUGCAACUAAAGCCAACACAAAAUUGUGGAGCUACCAUUAUGAUGCAUCCUUCUCAACGAUUGGGAGAUUAACUACCACAAUCUGGUAACUUUUAAUGGGCUUGAGAGAGUGGAAUUAUCAAAGUGACUCAUUCGAGUCAUUUUCUUUGUACUGAUAUG